GGGAGUGCGAGGGAGCAGGCGAGACGAACCGCACGUUCGGGCAGGGGAGCGCGAGAGAGACGGAGAGAGAGGAGAGCGAGACAGAGCGAACGAGCAGGCCAGCAAGACGAUCACGAUGCACGGAGGCGAGCACAAGCGGCCAGGGGCACAGGGCUGAGGGCUGAGGGCUCGACGGGGCCUCGAGUAACGUUCACGGGCCGGCUGCGGCGCAGCCAGCGAGCGAUGGAGCAGCCGAAGACUCCGGCGUCCCGGCUACUCAACACAAGCUGCAUCGAGAACAAGGACGAGCUGGAAGAGAAAUUGGAGAGAUGCCAUUCGAUGCUGCAAAAUCUGACGGCGGGACUUUCAGAGAAAGAAGUUCACGAUACGUUAAAUAAUGCUGUGUGUAAGGACAAGACACACGAAGAGGUUUCCUUGGGUUUAUUAGUAGUGAUCUUGACAGAUCCACAGAAUGCCGCAAAGAGUUAUAGGGACUUGACAUUGAUUACUCGAGAUGGCUUGGCUAUUGUGUUGCUUCACCUCAAUCAAUUAGUACUCGAAAAAUAUUUGAGAUUAAAUGACGUCACCAGGAGUCAGUUACUGUGGUUGCUAAGGGAAAUGAUAAGGACUAGUGUAACUAAUGUGGAUAAUCUUUGUUUAAGUUUAUUGAGGCAUGCAGCAGGCGGGGAUAUUUCCUCGAGGAACUUGUUCCUAGUUGACGCCCUCUUAGAUAUUUUUCAAGAAAAUCGAGCGUGGUUGGACAAAUUUCCUUUUUUAGUAGCAUCAAUUGUGUAUACAUAUUUGCGAUUAAUAGAAGACCACAAUGCGCCUCAUCUGGUUGGUUUGCGACAGAAGGAAGUGACUUUCACAGUAUCUCUGAUAAGAGAACGGAUGGCAGAUUGCCUAGCUAUUGGGAGGGAUUUGGUUCGUUUACUGCAAAACGUCGCGAGAAUACCGGAGUUUGAAGCGUUAUGGAAGGAUAUAUUACUAAAUCCGAAGAACCUUUGUUCGAAUUUCAAUGGUGUGUUGCAGUUGCUUCAAACCAGAACCUCCAGAAGAUUCCUGCAGUCUCGUUUGACGCCGGAUAUGGAACGGAAACUCGUGUUUCUGACGAGUAACGUCCGUUUCGGCAAUCACAAGCGUUACCAGGACUGGUUUCAGAGGCAAUAUUUGGCAACACCUGAAUCUCAGUCCUUAAGGUGUGAUCUUAUCCGCUUUAUUGUGGGAGUUAUACAUCCCACAAACGAGCUGUUAUGCUCCGACAUUAUUCCACGAUGGGCAGUAAUAGGCUGGUUAUUCACAACGUGCACUUCCACUGUGGCUGCCAGCAACGCGAAGUUGGCUCUGUUCUACGAUUGGUUGUUUUUUGAACCUGAUAAGGACAACAUUAUGAAUAUUGAGCCGGCAAUUCUCGUUAUGCACAAUUCAAUGAGGUCUCAUCCACCUGUCACUGCCACACUUUUAGAUUUUUUAUGCAGGAUAAUACCUAAUUUUUAUCCAGCACUAACGGACAAAGUGAGAAACGGCAUAUUUUCAUCGUUGCGACAAAUUUUGGAAAAACGCGUUUUGCCUAGUCUAUAUCCGUUGUUUGAUAGUCCAAAAUUAGACCGAGAACUGAGAAGCAAGAUAAGAGAAACCUUCAAAGAGUUUUGCUUACCACCGAAUAUUGAGCCUGGUAAAAUGGAAGAACUUAACAAGGAGCACAAUCCAGGGACUGUAAUAGAGAAUAUCACAAAUUCUACCGUGGAGAAUAACCAUGUGGCACAAGAUCCGGAACCAGCGUUUAGCGACGAAGAAGAGGAAUCUCCUCUUAGAAUAGUGACGAAAGUGGAAGACGAGGAAGAUGAGGAAGAUGUACCGUUGUCCACGGUAAAAUUGAAAAACGAUCAAAAAAACGCGAACUGCGUCGUAAAGAAGGAGGACAUCACGUCGCAUUUGCGUCUCAUAAUGGAACCGGAAGAGCUGAGAACCAGCAUAGAGACAUUGCACACGGAGACCGAUAAUGAGUCAAGAUGUCAAGCGAUGGAAAGGAUAGUACAAAUGGUUGUGGAAGACGAGAUAGAUGCCGAGACGAUACCCGCAUUAGCAUCUUGCAUAUCAAUCAUCUUAUCGCCGCAGAUCACGGCGCAAAUCUUUCCAUCAGAUAAUCUGAACGAGGAAGCGCUUGUCGAUAGCAUAAGCACGCCGUUAUUUGUUAUGUUUCGAAAUCAAUUUCAAUUAUGUAAAGAAGAGGACAAUAGGCGGAAACUUUUGGCCAGAGUAUUGGCGGAAAUGCAGUCGAUUCAACCGAGAAUUGGUUAUCUCCUUCUUUAUUUCUUAAAAGUCUGGGGCAGGGAAGAAGAAAAGAGAGAAGGCGAGCCGAGCAAUGUUUUGAAUGAUGUCAAAGCGUCGGUGUACAAGGACUUUUGUGCGCAGCGAGAAAAAAAGUUAGACGUCUGUUUGGUAUCGGAUUUAAAGCUCUGCCACGAAGAUAACAUAUUUAUGUUAUGCUAUCUCGUGCCUGACGUAUAUACAGGAUUUCAAAACGUUGCCCUCGGAAAUGUUCAAUUGUUGCAUCUGGUCGUGUCUACUGUGGACUCGUGCCAGUUGCAGGAUCUAGUUUGUCAGAUAAUGCAAGGGCAUCUAAAGAUGUUAAAGAAGGAAUCGUUUACCACGCUAUUAACAGCUAGCUUAAACUGGGAAACAUUCGAGCAAUACUGUUUCUGGCAGCUCAUAUUCGCGCACGAUUUUCCCAUCGAUUACAUACUGCCGGUUUUACCGAAACUGCAGUUUCGUAAUCACGCGGAGGCGCUUACUUCAAUCUUGUUUAUGCUUAAACAGGAGAAGCCUACAUUGGAUCUUUUACGACAACUACUUGCGCGGCAGAGCGUCGACGGCGACAUGUUUGUCGUGGCCGCAUUACGAUAUUGGUGUCGCGAUUAUGAAGAAAAACUCGGCGAGUUGCUCGCAAAUCUACUUAGCACCCGUUAUCCCGCGACCAGCCCGAACAAACGGAAACGUUCUGGAGCUAAGCAAAAUCAACAAUCCGGUCCGCCUACCGGCGAACAGGUUCUUGGCCAUUUGGAUCAAUUACGUCAACAUUGCAUGUCCUCCGCGGAACUACAGCUGUACCAUUCCGAAGGGAUGCAAAGGGCAUUACAGCAAGCGCAAGCGGCAAGUAGCGACUCGCUGCGGAAGAGCUACGGUGACCUCUUUGCGCUUGCCGAAGUCAAUGAGGAAAAUGAACCGCCCCCACCGAGUAGUUCUGCGAGAAAACACAUUACUGCUUCCUCUGGAGGAGGGGGAGGCAGUGGUAAGGGCGGUCACAGAAAAACCGGUGCUAAUACGAGAGAAAGAUCCAACAUGAAAAGACCGCCUCCACGGCAUCAUAUUAAUAGUACUUCUAGUAGCGAGGAAGAAGAAAUCGUGAAUCCAAAGCAAGCGAAGAAAAGGAAAAAGAUCAAUCCAGUGGGCUCGGACAGCGACUGACCACCUAGUGUCUUCAUAUGUCACAUGGACCACAUCAUGUGUGUGCAGCAAGCUAAAUUAGCCUUAAGAAUAGUAAGAUAAUAUGAUAUAUGUGUAUGUGUGGUGUGUAUAUAUAUACACAUAUAUAUACACGUGUGUGUAUGUGUGUGUGUGUGUGUACACACACAUAAAUUUACCUAGCGCGACUUUGUGUAAAUAUA
Messenger RNA from Pogonomyrmex barbatus (red harvester ant), 3647 nucleotides. RefSeq names its product integrator complex subunit 3 (gene IntS3). The record is from RefSeq and is a predicted model, not a curated record. Gene Ontology annotation, cellular component: cytoplasm. Lineage: Eukaryota; Metazoa; Arthropoda; Insecta; Hymenoptera; Formicidae.